This is a messenger RNA of Thecamonas trahens ATCC 50062, 1170 nucleotides long. RefSeq names its product blood vessel epicardial substance. The record is from RefSeq and is a predicted model, not a curated record. Bases 16 to 1170 code for a protein of 384 amino acids. The transcript has a single exon. NCBI's taxonomy places the organism in Eukaryota, Apusomonadida, Apusomonadidae. Gene Ontology annotation, cellular component: sarcolemma. Gene Ontology annotation, molecular function: cAMP binding.
AAGGGGGUGCAGAAUAUGGGACAAGCUCUGCCGCCGAACCAUGUCCUCUUCCAGAUCGCCAACAUCUUGCUCCUCGCCUCGUAUGCCUCGCCCAACAUCUUCGUCUUGCGCUGCAUUCUCGCUGCCUCAUCGGUCUUCUGGGUCCUCUGGGCAUGGCUCAUCCUCGAUGUGGCCGUUGACACGGUGAUAUACAACAUGAUGUAUUUGGUCCUCAAUCUGGGUCAUCUCGCUUAUCUGCUCUACCUCCGCCGGCCCAUCUCGUUUGACUCGGACCAUCUCGAGGCCGUGUACACCAAUGUGUUUGGCCCCGGCGGCGCCGGCAUCUCGCGCGUCGACUUUCUCACCCUUGUCAAGGACAAGGCCUUUGUGCGGACGCUGACGCCCGGCUCGGCCUUUGCCCUUGCCGGCAACACCCCCUCCGAUCUCACUAUCCUCAUCGACGGUGAGAUGCAGGUGUUCAAAACCCUGUCCUCGGGCGAGCGCAAGCUGAUCAACCGGACGCGCCCGUUCGAGUUCCUCGACUCGCCCGAGUGGAUGCAGCGCGAGAACCACCCGGCCUUUCUCGUCGACAUCAUCGCCGCCACCGACUGCACAUUCAUCAUCUGGCCUCGCGAGCUGCUCAUCCCCUUCCUCGAUCGCCAGCCGGCCCUCGCCUCGGUCAUCAACUCGGUCGUCGGCCUCGACAUUGCCACCAAGCUAAUCCGCACCCAACACUCGGACGGGGUCCUCCACAACGUCUCUGACCACACUGCCAUCGAGCGCACCCGCUGCUCCUCGGCCUCGCUCGACGUUGACAGCCCACACCUGCGCCCGGCUGAGCUGAGGCCUUCACGCUUCCGCGCCCCGCGCUCCCGCCCGCACUCUGCACGCGUCCGCUCACGCUCACGCUCACGCUCGCGCGCCCGCGCUCUCUCACGCUCCCGCCCGCGUUCAUCUGAUCUCGACGAGUCCGCCUACGCCUACGAGUAUGUGUCCGACGGCAGCGGCGACGGCGUCCCGAUGGCCGCACCCGCCGCGCCGCGCCAGCUCGGGCGACGGCCGACCGCCGCUGACGCCUCGCCGGCCGUCGCCUAUGCCUCGGUCGCUCACUCGCCACGCUCGCCGGCCGCCGGCUCCACGCCGUGGUCACCGGCACUGGCCGAGCCGCAGCAGCCGGCAAUGCGAGUCUAA